Molecule: messenger RNA, 870 nt
Organism: Cavenderia fasciculata
Lineage: Eukaryota; Evosea; Eumycetozoa; Acytosteliales; Cavenderiaceae
Gene: alrD
Product: aldo-keto reductase
Exons: 3
Coding region: 1-870 (289 amino acids)
Molecular function (GO): oxidoreductase activity
Source: RefSeq, a predicted model, not a curated record
AUGUCUCUAACUAUUAGAUCUGCUGUUACUCUUGCAAAUGGUGUAAAGAUGCCAUUAUUAGGUUUAGGAACCUAUCAAAUUUCAGGAGAUGAUAUUAAAAAGUCUGUAAAUUGGGCAAUUGAAGAUGGAUAUAUUCAUAUUGAUACUGCUGCAUCGUAUUGUAAUGAAGAGUUGAUUGGCAAUGCGCUAAAGGAGAUUUUUGCAAGUGGAAAGAUUAAACGUGAGGAUUUGUUUAUCGUCUCCAAGGCUGCCACAUCUGAACAUGGUUAUGAAAAUGCAAUCAAUGGAUGUGAGAGAUCACUCAAGAAGCUUGGUAUCGAUUAUUUGGACUUGUAUUUGAUCCAUUGGCCAGGUGUCAAGGGUUUACAACCAUCUGCACCAGAAAACUCUGUCACUAGAAAGGAGACUUGGAGAGCUUUUGAAAAGUUGUAUCAAGAUAAAAAGUGUCGUUCUAUUGGUGUGAGCAACUAUACCAUCAAACAUCUAGAGGAAUUGAAAAAAGAUUGUACUGUCGUACCACAUGUCAACCAAGUUGAAUUCCAUCCAUUCCUCUAUCAACAAGAUUUACUCGAUUAUUGCAAGGCAAAUAAUAUUGCUUUGGAAGCUUAUUCUUCUUUGGUUCGUGGUCAAGAUUGGGAAAAUCCAACAUUAAAAGAAGUUGCAUCAAAAUUGGGUAAAUCAGUAUCACAGGUUUUAUUAAGAUGGGCUAUUCAAAAGGGAGUAGUUGUCAUUCCAAAAUCAACUAAACAAGAUAGAAUCAAAGAAAAUGCAGACUUGUACAAUUUUAAUAUUCCAAAGGAUUUGGAAGAGAAAUUAGAUGCUCUAAAUCAAUCCAAACAUAUUUGUUGGGAUCCAAAUACUGUUUUAUAA